This is a messenger RNA of Onychostruthus taczanowskii (white-rumped snowfinch), 2969 nucleotides long. RefSeq names its product VPS41 subunit of HOPS complex (gene VPS41). Gene Ontology annotation, cellular component: late endosome; HOPS complex. The coding region runs from base 7 to 2682 and encodes 891 amino acids. The record is from RefSeq and is a predicted model, not a curated record. The transcript is spliced from 30 exons. Gene Ontology annotation, molecular function: protein binding. Lineage: Eukaryota; Metazoa; Chordata; Aves; Passeriformes; Passeridae. Gene Ontology annotation, biological process: macroautophagy; endosomal vesicle fusion; protein targeting to vacuole.
UGCGCCAUGGCGGAAGCGGGGGAGAAGGAAACCAGGUUUUAUGAGGAAUCAACAGAUGAAUCUGAGGAAGAUGAGAGUGAAGAAGAACCUAAGCUCAAGUAUGAACGGCUUUCUAAUGGAGUGACCGAAAUUCUCCAGAAGGAUGCAGCCAGCUGCAUGACAGUGCAUGAAAAGUUUUUGGCACUGGGAACACAUUAUGGCAAAGUUUAUUUACUUGAUGUCCAGGGGAACAUCACACAGAAGUUUGAUGUUUGUCAGCUUGACACUAUUGAUUUUGAACAGUCAAACUUACUUAUGUUGUCCAGAAUUCCAAACAUGUCUCCAUCAGAAAGAAAACUGCAGCUAAUGGAAAUUCAGCUGAAGAGCCCAGUGAAGAUAAAUCAGAUCAGCCUGGAUGAAAGUGGAGAACACAUGGGUGUUUGCUCAGAAGAUGGGAAGGUACAAGUGUUUGGAUUAUAUUCAGCAGAAGAGUUUCAUGAAACUUUUGACUGUCCUAUUAAAAUUGUUGCUGUUCAUCCUCAGUUUGUAAGAUCCCACUUCAAGCAAUUUGUAACCGGCGGAAAAAAGUUGCUGUUGUAUGAAAGAGGUUGGAUGAAUAGAUGGAAGCCUUCAGUUUUACAUGAAGGGGAAGGAAAUAUAAGAAAUAUAAAAUGGAGGGGGCACUUAAUUGCUUGGGCUAAUAAUAUGGGCGUGAAGAUACUUGACAUGAUCUCCAAGCAAAGAAUUACCAAUGUGCCUCGAGAUGACAUAAGCCUUCGUCCAGAUAUGUAUCCCUGCAGCCUUUGCUGGAAGGAUAAUUUAACACUGAUUAUUGGCUGGGGAAAUUCAGUAAAGAUUUGCUCAGUAAAAGAACGGCAUGCCAGUGAAAUGCGUGAUCUACCAAACCGCUAUGUGGAAAUAGUUUUCCAAUUUGACACCGAAUUCUACGUCAGUGGACUUGCACCUCUCUGUGACCAGCUUGUUAUACUGUCAUAUGUAAAGGAGAUCUCCGAAAAAACGGAAGUGGAGUGUUGUGCAAGGCCUAGACUCGAUAUUGUACAACCCCUGCUUGAGUCCUGUGAAGAGAUCUCUUCUGAUGCACUAACAGUACGAGGAUUUCAGGAAAAUGAAUGUCGUGAUUAUCAUUUGGAAUAUUCAGAAGGUGAAUCACUUUUUUAUAUCAUCAGCCCAAGAGAUGUGGUUGUGGCCAAAGAGCGGGACCAAGAUGAUCACAUUGACUGGCUUCUUGAAAAGAAGAAAUACGAAGAAGCUUUGAUGGCAGCUGAGAUCAGUCAGAAAACCAUAAAAAAGCACAAGAUUUUGGACAUUGGCUUAGCCUAUAUAAAUCACCUGGUGGAGAAAGGAGAGUAUGACCUGGCUGCUCGAAAGUGCCAGAAAAUCCUUGGCAAAAACACAGAACUCUGGGAAUUUGAAGUUUACAAGUUUAAAGAAAUAGGUCAGCUUAAAGCAAUUAGUCAUUACUUGCCAAGACGAGAUCCAGUUUUGAAACCUCUGAUCUACGAAAUGGUCCUGCAUGAAUUUUUGGAAAGUGACUAUGAGGGGUUUGCAACCCUAAUAAAAGAGUGGCCUGGAGAUCUGUACAACAACACAAUCAUAGUUCAAGCUGUAGUGGAUCACCUGAAGAAAGAUCCACAGAACAGGACUUUGCUACAAACACUUGCAGAAUUGUACACUUACGAUCAGCGCUAUGGCAGAGCCCUAGAAAUCUACCUAACUCUGAGGCACAAAGAUGUCUUCCAGUUGAUCCACAAGCACAAUCUCUUCAGUUCUAUUAGAGACAAAAUUGUUCUGCUCAUGGAUUUUGAUUCAGAGAAAGCGGUAGACAUGCUUUUGGAUAAUGAAGAUAAAAUUUCUAUUGACAGAGUUGUUGAAGAAUUAGAAAAUAGGCCUGAGUUACAGCAUGUGUAUUUACACAAGCUUUUCAAAAGAGACCACCAUAAAGGCCAACGAUAUCAUGAGAAACAGAUCAGCCUUUAUGCUGAAUAUGAUCGACCAAACUUACUUCCAUUUCUCAGAGACAGCACACACUGCCCAUUGGAGAAGGCUCUUGAGAUUUGCCAGCAGAGGAACUUUGUAGAAGAGACAGUCUAUCUUCUGAGCAGAAUGGGUAAUAGCCGCAGUGCCUUGAAGAUGAUAAUGGAAGAAUUGCAAGAUGUAGAUAAAGCUAUUGAAUUUGCCAAGGAACAAGAUGAUGGAGAACUUUGGGAAGAUCUCAUUUUAUAUUCUAUUGACAAACCACCUUUUAUUACUGGUUUGUUGAACAAUAUUGGAACCCAUGUCGAUCCUAUUCUUUUGAUCCAUCGCAUUAAGGAAGGCAUGGAGAUUCCUAAUUUGAGAGACUCGCUAGUGAAAAUUCUUCAGGAUUACAACUUGCAGAUCUUGCUACGGGAAGGUUGCAAAAAGAUACUCGUUGCUGAUUCUCUUUCUUUAUUAAAGAAAAUGCAUCGAACUCAGAUGAAGGGUGUUCUGGUGGAUGAGGAGAAUAUCUGUGAAUCUUGUCUGUCUCCAAUACUUCCUUCAGAUGCAUCCAAGUCCUUCAGUGUGGUAGUAUUCCACUGCAGACACAUGUUUCACAGAGAGUGCCUACCUGUAUCUAACACAGUAUCUUCUGUCCAGUUCUGCAAUAUAUGCAGUGCCAAACACAGGGGGCCAGGAAGUGCAGUCCUGGAGAUGAAAAAAUAGCAGUGGCUUAGUUCUCCAUGUCGAUCAGUGACACCAAAUCUGUUAGGACCAUGCAGAGCCACUGUAAUUUUCCAUUUCUGUAUAUCAUUUUGAUUGUGAUUUAAAAGUGGUUCCUGUUGUUUAUCCUGUUUAUUGAACAUUUUGGGUAAUGAGAAAAUGUGAAAAUCUUUGUCUGGUAAGUCUUUGUUAUGCAAUUCAUAUGUCAUGGUUCCUUUGCUCAGCUUGUUACUUCAUUCUGGAACAGAAAAAAAAAAUAAAACUGGAAGAAAAAACCCAUGCGAUUUAGA